UCAAAAUUUAGUGUGAUAUCUGAUAUGUGAUCAUAUUGAAAUCACGUCCAGGAGCCCCGGGUACCAAAAUGAUGAAGCAGGCUUUAAGCAUUGUCUUGGGGGGCAUCUUGAGUACCAGCCUUGUAGCCUUCGACUAUCUUUUGGGCAAUGGCUUCACGGGCAUGUUGCAGACGAUGUUUUGUAAAUGUUUCUGUUUUGUAAAGAGAACUUUAAGAGAUCAAAUGAAAUCAUCGGCGGCGGUAGAAUCGAACGAUUUCAGUGCCACUAUGUUCUUGGUGGAAAUUGUUGCUUUAAUCGGUACCAUGCUGUUACUGAACAGAUACAAGAUACACUGCUUUGAACGGUCAAUUACAGUCAACAAAGAGCCGGAUGAGUUACCGGGAACGAAGAAACAUAGAUUGGGGAGUCCGUCGACUGAUUACGGUUCUCGAGAGAUAGACAACCCACAGCUGAUCAAGCCUUUAAACCUGGAGAUACCUGUGAUGCAAAUGGCUAUUAUAGAUACCAUCGGAACCACCCGCAGUCAGCCUGAGCGCGGAGAUGCUGGCGACAUUUACAACAUCACCGACUCUGCUAUUCUCUCUGUCACCUCUUUGCUGGAUAUGGAUUUCAAGUUUCAAGAAUCAUGGCGUGAAGAUAAUAUUGUUUUUGGAGAUGGUAACACAUUUCAAUUUAACAAAAAUAGAUACCUCUGGGAUGUCACCGAGGAAGAAUAGUUACUGUAUUUUUUCCAAUACGUUAUAGGCAAGCAAGUAAAAGAAAAAAAAAAUUACAAGUGUUUAGCGAACGUCGUUGAAUGUAACUGAUCGUAACAUUUUUAUACGCAAAAAGUGUGUUAUAAUCAUUAAAAAAUGUGUAAAUAUUUUUAUAAACGUCAAAAGGAUUCCCCCUGAAU
Molecule: messenger RNA, 895 nt
Organism: Cydia splendana
Lineage: Eukaryota; Metazoa; Arthropoda; Insecta; Lepidoptera; Tortricidae
Exons: 6
Coding region: 69-716 (215 amino acids)
Source: RefSeq, a predicted model, not a curated record